Messenger RNA from Ectocarpus sp. CCAP 1310/34, 2639 nucleotides. NCBI's taxonomy places the organism in Eukaryota, Phaeophyceae, Ectocarpales, Ectocarpaceae. The record is from the annotation of a GenBank genome assembly.
AUGGCGGUUUUUCGACUGUACGGACGCAGAGACGCUUACGACGCCCUCAGAGACCUGCUCGCCAAGACGAUCCAGCAGGACACGCCGGCGUUCGAGGACAUUUCGCCGUCGACCUCGCGAUUCUGCAACCUCCCCAUGUGCGCGUCGCACCUCCGCAAGCUCCUCAAGAUGCGAGCGCCGUGUCCAGCAGACGGCGGCGGCGGCGGCGGCGGCACCGCGACGACCGGCGCCGGGAGCAGCGGUGGUCACAACGGCAGCCGCGGCAGCUACCCCGUUAUGAGCGCCGCUCAUGGUGGCGUUGGCAGCGGUGCUGGUGCUGGUGCCGCCCCACGCCAACGCAGUGAAGGCGAUUUCUUGGUGCCUCCCCCUGCCCCGCCUUUCCGAGAUCGAGGCCAACAAGUCGAGCAGCUGACGAGGAGGAGAUAUUCCCAGGGCGUCGGUACCGCCGUCGCCGACGUCCGGCCCGGCUUGCCCCUGCCCGCGGCUGGUUGGAGCUACCUCGACUACAACACGGGGUCGGUUUCACGGCCGCCAUCGGCAUCGGCAUCGGCGUCGGCGUCGGCGUCGGCGGCCCCGCGAACUGCUUCGCACGGAGCGAGCGGCUCUAGUUUUUAUAGACCACCGCCGCCCCCGUUCGGCGCUCUCCCGCUGCUGCCGGCACCGUCGCGGCCGCAACCGCAGCCGGGCGGGGGGGCGGAGGGGCUUGGCGGCGCGCCCGUUCCGGCCCCCGCUGCUAGCUCGUGCGAGCUUGGCGCGUCGACAGCGUACGGGGGGGCGACUGCGGUCGGGUCUGCCGCUGCACCCACAAGCGAGUUGUUCGACACGGUAGGCUUUGAAGAGUUGGCGAGGAGAGACCAGACGGCGGCGGCGGCGCCUUCCUGGGGGACGGUGUCACCGGCAUGGCGUGGCGGGAGGUUUCAAAGCCCCGCCGCGGGGGAGCAGCUUCGCAGGGGCGGUGAUGGUGGUGGCGGUGGCGGUGGCGGCGGGCCGUGGGGGUUGUCGAGCCAUGGAGGGAAAGGGCAGCAUGGUCGCAAUGGCCGUGGCCUUGCCUCCGGUGCCCCGCCCCCCUCUUCGGCUGCACACGUCACCACCAACGGCGCAGAGCUCUCCGCCGCGCACGGCCAGAAAAUUGUUGACCAUCAAUCCGCCAUCACGGCUGCUGAUCUGCAGAGCGUGAGUCACGCCAUGGCCGGCGCGGAUGGGGACACCAGUAGUAGUGCCAACGCCGGUAGACCACAACUUCCCGAUCUGUAGCGAGCGCGGUUGGGGGCCCGCACUAAAAGAAGGUGCGGGUCGGGGUUCAGUUUGUCCCGUCGCUGCCAUCGAGCGUGGGGCCUACUUGUACUGUAUAGAGGAUAUUCAUUUUUUUACGGAUGUUUUUCGUUUCGUGACUGUUUUGAGUCGGCCUCUCUUGACAGACAAGACUUUUUUCUUUGUCCCGGGCCCAAACGGCUCUUGGCAAUGGAAUGUUGAUGUUCGGAUUGGUCCGGGGCGGAACGACGGGUCGCGUUAUCGUGCAAAAUGCUUGCUGCUGCUCUGUUUUUGACAUUGAUCACUUGUAAAGAGGCAACCAGUGGAACUAUUCGUGAUGUCGUUUGUGUUUUUAUCUUGUUUCGGGGCGUGCUUUCUAUCGUAUUUUGCCACGCGCCUUCCCAUUUGUUUGCAGAAAGCCAACCCCAACACAAGUGUAGGAUAGUUUGUUUCUUGUUUCCUCUGCGGGGUUACCCAACAUGGACAAGGAGCACACAGGCUUUUGAUAUGGGAUUCAUGCUUGCCUGAGGGCAUGUUCUUUCGGUCGCGUUCCUGAGGUGUGCGCUGGAUUUUGGGCUCAAUUUUUUUACUCCCUCACUCUCAGGUUCACCAGCGGUGAUGGUGGCGCUUUCUGUACGAACAUUUGAGAGGAAGCAAUUUGCGACGACGGUGGUGGUGGUCGAGAAAGACUCCUGACUGACUACUGUUGUGCUACGUUGUUUUCAGAGAGAGAGGGCUGAAAAUCGAACAACCACAAGCUGAUACAUACGGCAGGCAGCAGCUGCUAGUGCGGGCGGGACGUUAUACCCCUCAUCAUGCCCCCGCCCAUCUAUCCUACCCUGUUAUUAGUCUUUGCCGUCUUCCACCUUCGUUCGGGAAAAAAUGUUUUUUUUGUAUCGUCGUCCCCUUUUCUCCUUAUUGUCGCGGGGGUGAGAAUCCACCGAUUCGGAGCCGCUGGUAGGUAGGGCGGCCGUCCGCGUGAGGUGCUACUUUUAUUACUUACCAGACGUAGUUUAGUCUAGAUGAUGAACCGCCGCACGUGCGGACUCCGAUCGUUGCGGCGUAAUAAAUGUGUCUUGUGAGUCUUAUACCUACUGCGGUUGCAUAUCUCUUAUGAACGAACAGGUUUUUUUAUACUCAGUAUGUUGUAGUCGUAUAACCGCGGUAGGCAGAUAGCCGUACGCGGUAAAAAAUGUAUGUCGAACUCUGGAAAGAGGUAUGGGAAGUUUUUUUGCGGUCUUCUUGCUCGGUUCGUGGUUCUAGUAUAAAUAGUAAUCAUCGGUGGUUUUAGAAUGCUUCUUCUACAUAUCUUACUACGUACGUGUAGUUGUCUACCGCGCCCCAGCCCCGUGUAAUGUAAGACUUAAGAGUAAAUGUCUUUAUGGCGC